AUGACACCCACCAACGCAGCUGCCUGGCUUUCCGAAGCAAAGAGCUAUCCUUUCGAAAUAAAGAAAUCAGAGCUCGGCAACCCAGAGGCCAACGAAAUCCUCGUCCGCAACCAUGCUCUCGCCAUCAACCCUAUCGAUGGAAUGAUCCAAACCAAGGCAUUCUUCCCCUUGAACUACCCAACCAUUCUCGGGCAGGACGUUGCCGGCGAGGUGAUUUCCGUCGGCGACAAUGUCACCCGAUUCAAACCCGGGGAUCGUGUUCUAGGCCACGCCGUUGGGCUCAUGGCCGGACGCAACGAGGCCUGCGCUUUUCAGACCUACACUAUCCUGCAGGUCAACCUGGCGUGUGAAAUACCAGACCGCCUCACUUACGAACAAGCCGUCGUCCUCCCUCUCUGCCUCUCCACCGCCGCCUGUGGGAUGUUCCAGGAGGAUUUCCUCCACCUCAAACUCCCGACUGAGCCCCGCGCUGCGUCCACCGGACAGACCCUCUUGGUCUGGGGCGGCGCGUCCUGCGUCGGCAGCAAUGCCAUCCAGCUGGCUGUCGCUGCGGGCUACGAGGUGAUCGCCACCGCAUCUCCAAAGAACUUCGACUACGUCAAACGGCUGGGGGCUCGCCAGGUCUUCGACUACGGCAGUCCAACCGUCUGCGAGGACAUUGUCCACGCAGCCAAGGAUAGGGUCCUGGCCGGCGCGGUCGACUGUAUCGGUUUCUCUGCCACGGCCGUGUGCGUUGAUAUUCUGAGCCGAUCACAAGGGGAGAAGUUUGUCGCGACGGUCAAGGGCGGUUUCGCGCCGCCCCCGGAUGGGAUCCAGGUGAAGCAUAUCUUCGGCACGACCCUCAAGGACAAUUUCGUUGGAAAAGCCGUGUACGAGGACUUUCUUCCGCGAGCGCUGCUGUCAGAGGCGUUUGUGCCUGCUCCUGCACCUCUGGUUGUGGGGGCCGGUCUGGAAAGGGUGCAAGAGGCGGUGCAUCUGUAUGGAAAGGGGGGGAUUUCUGCGCAGAAGGUGGUUGUUCUGCUAUAA
Molecule: messenger RNA, 1026 nt
Organism: Aspergillus thermomutatus
Lineage: Eukaryota; Fungi; Ascomycota; Eurotiomycetes; Eurotiales; Aspergillaceae
Product: zinc-binding alcohol dehydrogenase family protein
Exons: 1
Coding region: 1-1026 (341 amino acids)
Molecular function (GO): oxidoreductase activity, acting on NAD(P)H
Source: RefSeq, a predicted model, not a curated record